AUGGCGCAACCCCGCCGCCGCCGCCGGCGGAUGCCGGACGACCUGAACACCUAUCUCAGUAGUAUUUACUUCAAUUUAAAACAGCCCGGUUCGUUUCGCAGCCCGAAACAGCUGUAUAGGAUAGUUCGCGAGAAAGGACAAUACGAUAUCGGACUUACCAAGAUAAGACAUUGGCUCCAAACACAGGACCCCUACAGUCUCAAUCGACCCGUGCGCAGACGUUUCCGCCGUCGAAAAAUAUUGACAGGAGGGCUCAAUCAACAAUUUGAAGCUGAUCUCAUGGAUGUACAAAAUCUGGCUAAGUAUAACGAAAAUGUCAGGUACAUAUUGAUAUGUAUAGACGUAUUCUCUCGCUACGUGAUGGUGGCGCCAUUGAAAGACAAGACUGCCGGCGAAACCAUAAAGGGGUUUGCAAAAAUAUUCGAGAUCAGACAGCCACAAAAGCUAUACUCGGAUCGAGGUAAAGAAUUCACUUCCAAUAAAAUUGAAAAGUUCUUUAGAGACCGGGGCAUUGACCAUUUUCUCAGCAACAACGAACCGAAAGCUGCCCAUUGUGAGAGAUUUAUAAGGACAUUACGCAACAUCAUGUAUCGUUACUUCAACGCCAAACAAACGUACGUGUAUUUACCUAUACUCGACGAUUUGGUGAACAAUUACAAUCACACACCUCACUCGGCAUUAGGCAUAGCUCCUGCUGACGUCACUAGCGAAAACGAGGUGGACGUAUUGAUACACCAGUAUUUUCCGGAAAAGAAGGCGAGGAAGCCUAAGACAAAGAAGAAGAGUGUGUCGAAGCCCCGAAAACUGAGAGGUGUUUUUAAAUUUAAGCUCGGCGAUAAGGUUCGCAUAUCGCAUCUGAGGCGCACGUUCGAUCGAGGAUACCACGAGACAUUUACCGGCGAGAUAUUCACGGUGGUCGAGCGAGUGUAUAAACAAGACAUUCCGUUAUACAAACUAAAGGAUUACGCGGAUAGGGACGUUUCGGGAACCUUCUAUCAGAGCGAGUUGCACAAGGUCGUUAAUCCGGAAGACAUACAAUAUCGCAUAGAGCGCGUGCUUAAAACGAGACGUCGUAAAGGACACAAGCAAUUGUUGGUUAAAUGGCUAAACUGGCCAAGCGAGUAUAAUUCUUGGAUAGAUGAGGGUACCGUCGUUAAUUUGUGA
Molecule: messenger RNA, 1164 nt
Organism: Pecten maximus
Lineage: Eukaryota; Metazoa; Mollusca; Bivalvia; Pectinida; Pectinidae
Exons: 1
Coding region: 1-1164 (387 amino acids)
Biological process (GO): DNA integration
Molecular function (GO): nucleic acid binding
Source: RefSeq, a predicted model, not a curated record